AUGCCCCCAGCCAUCCGCAGAGGUGGGCUUUGUGCUUUUUGUACCUUCAGAGCAUCUCCUCAGCAUUCUUUCAACAGCCCAAAUCGCUUCAGCCAUCGAAAUGGGGCACGAAACCUCAGCGAGUCCGGGCUGCAAGUCCGCAAGCCCGACUCCGCAUUUCCCACGAUACGACGAAUGCCUGGAGAAAUGAGAACCAGAAUCCAAAGUGAUGUAGCCUACGGCUCUGAUCCAGGGCUCAAGAGCAAUUGGAACAAGCCUAGGACUGGCUAUGCUGAGAAACGUCGGGGUAGUGAGCCUUGGACAGUCAACCAACAAAGAACCGCCACCAUAGCAUCAAGAAAACUGAGGGCGGGAAGAUUGGUCAAGCCCUCUGAAACCACAUAUGGAGUAUUUGGACGACUUCUACUCGAGCAAGUCCAUGGCUUGGAGUUCACCCUGCGAUACAAAGAUAAAGUGUCUGUCGGGGCUUGGGGCAUAAGGACCGACGAGGAGCUGGAUGAGAAACUUGACUUUUUCAGAGAGAGACUCAUUGCUUGUACAGAGCUUGCCGAGAAAGGGAAGGUUCACAAGCAGGACAACCCCCUCUUUCACCGAAUGCGUAAUGCAUUCAUAACGGAUGGUAUGGCUGGGCUGACUUCAGAGAUGAAAUACUCAUUCAUCAACGAGGUUGUUACUUUUAAUUUCACCAAGCAUCACGAGAUUAACCAAGAGAAGCUCGCGGAUCUGAGAUACCCUCUCGAGUGGUAUCCUGCAACGAGAGCUCUGCAACGGACUAUACAUCUGCACAUUGGACCAACCAAUUCUGGGAAAACAUAUCAUGCUUUGAAGCGGUUGGAAGCUGCAGAAUCUGGGAUAUUUGCUGGGCCACUGCGACUGCUCGCACACGAGGUGUACACCAGGCUAAACGCUAAAGGGAAGAAGUGCGCCCUUGUUACUGGCGAGGAACGUCGCAUACCCGAGGGUUAUGACAACACCAUGAGCAGUUGUACUGUGGAAAUGGUUCCACUCAACUGCAAGGUUGAUGUAGCAGUCAUCGAUGAGAUUCAGAUGAUGGGAGACACAGAGCGUGGCUGGGCCUGGACUCAGGCAUUUCUAGGAGUUCAAGCCAAGGAGGUUCACCUCUGUGGCGAGGUACGCACGAAAAAGAUUGUCACCGAACUGUGUGCCGCUAUGGGAGAUAAGCUGGUGAUUCAUGAAUACGAGCGACUGAGUCCGUUAAAGACACAAAUCAAUAGUCUUGGAAAAUUGGAAAAUCUGGAGAAGGGCGACGCCAUCAUCCUGUUUUCUCGUGUCGCAAUUCAUGCCAUGAGAUCAGACAUCGAGAGGAUUACUGGAAAGCGAUGUGCCGUCGUUUAUGGCUCGCUACCGCCUGAGACACGCGCCCAGCAAGCAGCUCUUUUCAACGACCCUGACAACGAUUAUGACUAUCUUGUUGCAAGUGAUGCGGUUGGAAUGGGAUUGAACCUCAGCAUCAAGCGUGUCAUCUUUGAGUCGACUUCUAAGCAUGACGGUGUCUCCUUUCGGACAAUCAAGCCUUACGAAAUCAAGCAAAUUGCUGGACGAGCGGGCCGAUUCAAAACUGCCCAACAGGCAAUUGGGAAGGGGACUUCGAACGACACGGAACCGGUGGAUCUCGAUACCGUCAAAACCCCAACCACAAAUAUGGGCUACGUAACGGCAUUGACCAAAUAUGAUCUUAGUAUUGUACGUGAGGCGAUGGAAACCGAAGUAGAGCCUUUGUCUUCAGUAGGAAUCUUCCCACCAGCCGACAUUCUUUUUCGCUUUGCUAGUUACUUCCCGCCAAAUACACCGUUCGGCUACAUUGUCCUUCGUCUGCAUAAUAUAGCCUCACUUCACCCUCAAUUCCACCUUUGUCGGCUCACGGAACAAAUCCAGAUAGCUGACCUCGUCCAAGAGUUUGACCUGUCGGUUAUGGAUCGUAUCACUCUCAUGAGCUCACCGGCCAGUGUGAGAGACAAUGGUAUGGUGGAUGUGGUCAAAUCAUUGGCACAAUGCAUUGCAGAGAAAAGAAAGGGGGCUCUCCUUGAAUUGCAGUGCUUUGACCUAGAGCUCAUUGACAAGGAUAUCCACGACGAUGUAGACGGCACCAAGGGCUACUUGCGAAAAGCAGAAGCCUUGCAUAGAGCCAUCACGCUCUAUCUUUGGCUGAGUUAUCGUUUCGCUGGUAUCUUCACUAACCAAGCAUUGGCAUUUCACGUCAAAAGUUUGAUUGAGGAAAAGAUCGAUCAGUGCCUAGGAGAAGUAUCCUGGACCGAAGCACAGAGGAAGACACGCAACUUCUUGAGAAUGAAAGCCAUUAAAGCUGCCGCUAAAGAGGAUGCACUUUUGAGAGCGGCUGCUCAAGAUCUCGAAGAAGACGAGUCUUCACUUCCAUCAGGGUCUGGCUCAGCUGUUGUUUCAUCUCGUGGAGAGCAAGAAACAGAAAUGGCAAUAGGCCGAGAGGAUCUUGAAAAGUCAUAUGACAUAACUGAGAUCGGCUUGGAUGGGGCAGGAUCGAACCCGGGCAGAGAAGACGAUAAUCAGACGAAUGCAGCACACACUGAGGUACUGAACGAGGAAAGGCAUGAUUUCGAGGACUCGCCAGCUUCAGACGGUAUGAUACCAACCACACCCGAAGAAUUGGAGGAGGAGCUGGAAGAGCUUGGAGAAAGGCUUCAAAUUACCAAGGAGUCAUCAUAGUCUGAUGCGUCUGUUUCGACGCCGACAAAGGAAGACCUGGAUUGAUCGGUCAAGAGGACACUCUUAAAUAAGAGAUGUUAUAAUGCCCACCCCUCUCCCAAUGACAAGAACUUCGGGGGGCCAAGCUACCGAUUCUUGAGGGUGAUUGUAUUACAAUUGUACAUUACAUAUACAUAGAUGCUCGGAGGUCAUCCGGGCUGUAUGACUGCGUUUUCUUAUGAUCGGCCAUUUUUCCUGACUUUUAAAGACGCACCCUAAGUAUACGAAGUGCAGCAAGUAUUUAUGGGCUGAUUAAACAGCUCUUAGUCUAUAUAUGUAUUCAUAUCGAUUUCACAAGCAAUCUCUCAUUGAUAACCUCUCACGUUGUUCUUAGAAGUUUUUGCGAGCCUCGACUCUUCUAUUGAGAAUCUACUUUCCACCUUCUCAAUGCUCAUCACCUGGCAUGCCAGCUUGUUCAUGUUGUUCUGCUUGUUACAUAUCCAAGGCUGGCGUAUCAAGGGAUCAGGGAGCGGACAUUGGCACCAGUCCUCGCAUCUCAUUGUCUUUCUUCUCAAUUCCAUGUUUAUAAUCAAAAUGGAUAUCCGGGUUCCUAUCUAUACGCUUGAGUAUUGAUAUCCUUUUCUUUCUAAUAGAAAUAGGACUACGAACAAUUGGAGACCGUGGUAAACAAAUAAUUUGAUCAUAUGAUGGGUGAGUUUCGGCUGAUUUAUAGUAAAGUCAACACAGGUCCUCUUUUUUCAUCGCUACCCGUUGUACCAUAUCCAUGGGCUUAUGAAGGAUAGUCCCGUCAGGUCCUGUUCACAUUCACUGAUACGCUUGGUCAGCUUCCGACGACACGAUUCUGCUGUGGCAUGCUGUGUAAGGAAGCCCUCCCGGGACGUAUAUAUCCCAGAUGAGCCGACACAUCCCAAAACACGGAAAGUUGAAUGAUUAACGCCGCUACAACAGCGCGGUUUUGGACAGACGUUAGCUUGAGACUGGUCUCUAAGCUACUAAGUCGAUCAUAAAGAGACAUUCAUGGAGUUUUAGCAACACUAAGGAAGGUCUUGGUCUUGUACUCGUAUUCGCCAACGGAGACAUGGCGAGCAUGGCUUGGUCAAGAGUAGCCGGACCAGGCGAACCAGGGCAUGAUGAUAAUGGACUCGGCAACCCAAUUGGAGUCUGCUUAUAUGCAAUUCUCCUCCUUUGAAGCGACAAGAGGCGUGGGAGAGGUAGUAUCGAGUGGGGCAAGGCACUGGUGGUAUUAUAUAGUGGGGGUUGUAACAGGCAUCACAUGAUCCAUCCAUGCCAGCCACAAUGUGCAGAGUCUAAGGUACCUACCUACCUACCAAGUAGUAGGUAGUGGUACAAAGGCCCCCCAUUGCAGACCCUUUCUGCAGAUGAGCAGUCGUAACUGGUCAGGUCGUUUUCAUGCCCGAUCCUCCGAAGUGGUUCUGGUUCUGUCUGCAUUGAGAGUCUCCAGAGCCUGGACUCUCACUUUCCCCUCGAGGUCCUGGUGGUCCCCAGAUCCAACCAGCAGCCUGUAAUAAAAGUAUACUAGCCGGCCCACCUCUUAUUUUGCUCGGGGCUCGCG
Messenger RNA from Cadophora gregata, 4273 nucleotides. It is a transcript of the gene SUV3, whose product is annotated as RNA helicase. The record is from RefSeq and is a predicted model, not a curated record. The transcript has 2 exons. NCBI's taxonomy places the organism in Eukaryota, Fungi, Ascomycota, Leotiomycetes, Helotiales, Ploettnerulaceae. Gene Ontology annotation, molecular function: ATP binding; hydrolase activity, acting on acid anhydrides; RNA helicase activity. Bases 1 to 2700 code for a protein of 899 amino acids. Gene Ontology annotation, biological process: mitochondrial RNA 3'-end processing; RNA catabolic process. Gene Ontology annotation, cellular component: mitochondrial degradosome.